Messenger RNA from Hevea brasiliensis (rubber tree), 1761 nucleotides. Its product is annotated as UDP-glycosyltransferase 73C3. The transcript has a single exon. Gene Ontology annotation, molecular function: UDP-glycosyltransferase activity. NCBI's taxonomy places the organism in Eukaryota, Viridiplantae, Streptophyta, Magnoliopsida, Malpighiales, Euphorbiaceae. The coding region runs from base 205 to 1680 and encodes 491 amino acids. The record is from RefSeq and is a predicted model, not a curated record.
GGUUCAGAAUUCCAACCUCAUUGAUAACGACAAGCUUACACUCCAAAAUACAUAUCGAAAUCUCUUACUUUUUCCACCAAACUAUCAAACCCACUUCCGAUUUCCCACCAGUAAAUCAAAACUCCUUUUCCUUUUUCUUUCCUAUAAUUAAGCACUUUCUUCCAUCUUCUUCUACGUUCUCAAGAAACAAACACACUUUCAAACAUGUCUGCUGAAGUUCUUGUUGUCCCUGCUUUUGGACAGGGCCAUCUCUUUCCUUGCAUCGAGCUAUGUAAGCUCAUAGCUACUCACAGCUACAAAACUACCCUUGUCAUUUUCUCUUCUCUCUCCUCUUCCGUCCCCUCCGCUUUCCGGGAAAACCCACUUCUCCACAUCCUUGAAAUUCCAUCUCCGUCUGGAUCCGUUCCGAUUCCCAUGCAUGCUGAUAGCCGGAAACAGAUGCAUUUAUGCCUUGAAAACCUCCUCUCUAAUCGCUCCCAGAAUCCAAAACUACCCAUUUGUGCCAUUGUUGAUGUGCUCGUUGUGAUGAGUUGGUCGGCUGAUAUUUUCAAGAAAUUUCAUGUUCCAACGAUUGGGUUCUUCACCUCCGGCGCCUGUUCCGCCGCAAUGGAGUAUGCUGCAUGGAAGGGACACCUGCAGAUACAGCAUAUAAAACCUGGAGAGAUCCGUUUUCUUCCAGGGUUACCCGAAGGAAUGGGUCUAACCGUCUCGGAUCUCAAACGCCGGCCUCAUGGCCAUGGGCCUCCUCCACCUGGACUUGUAGGUCCACUAGGUGGGCCAUCCCAAUCGAAGCCGAAGAUAAUGGGCCCACCGGCGCCUGGAGAGCAACCACCGUGGGUUGAUGACGCAGAAGAUUCCAUCGCUUGGAUGAUAAACACGUGUGAUGAUCUGGAGCGUCCAUUUAUUGAUUACCUGGCCGAUAAAGUUAAAAAGCCUAUUUGGGGCGUGGGCCCGCUUUUCGCAGAGGAAUAUUGGAAAUCAGCUGGCGCACUUGUUCAUGAUAGCAAAAUGAGAACCAUUCGACUGGCUAAUAUUACAGAGGAGAGCGUGAUCCGAUGGCUAGAUUCAAAGGCACGUGGCUCAGUAUUAUACGUCUCAUUUGGCAGUUCAGUGGACAUCACUAAAGAAGAGUAUCCACAGUUGGCUGACGCAUUAGAAGCCUCGACCCAUCCAUUUAUAUGGGUGCUCCGACCAGAUGCGGGUCGGGCGGGUCCUCCACGUGGACAGUCUGAUUCAAAUAAUCCAGAAGAAGGAUAUUACCCACAUGGGUUGAGCGAGAAAGUGGGUGAAAGGGGAUUGAUAAUAUGUGGAUGGGCACCACAAUUGUUGAUACUGAGUCAUCCAUCAACAGGUGGAUUUUUAUCACACUGCGGAUGGAAUUCAACGAUGGAGGGGCUAGGAAGAGGGGUCCCAUUUUUAACAUGGCCCUUAAGGGGUGACCAAUACUAUGAUGCCAAGUUGAUAGUGAGUCAUCUUAAGGUGGGAUACAGUGUAUGUGACGAUUGCUUGGAGAAGGUAAAGAAGGAUGAUAUAAUGAAGGGAAUAGAUAAGGUAAUGGGAGACAGUGAAAUGAAGAAAAGAGCAAAGGAAAUUGGAGCUAAAUUUGAUAAAGGAUUUCCAGCAACUUCAUUAGCUGCUUUGGAUGCAUUUAGUGAUUUUAUUAAGCAAACUGUUGCUUAAAACACAGUCGUUUUAUUUUAUAUGCUCAUUUCCUUUUAUUUUCUUUUAUUUUUCUAUAAUAAAAAGUUAUUUAUGCCUCUA